AUGAAGCGAGUCGCCUCGUGCAGCUGCGAUAUCGACAAGGUGCCCUGUAUUUCGAUAUAUCCAGACCGACCAAAAAGGAAAAGUAUAUCCGCGCACAAGUGUAUCGCUACACGGUAUCUAAAAGCGCACCCGGGGACAAUCACGGUCGAGCGAUUCGGGCGCAAAUGCUGGAAUUAUGAGCAAGCAGUCAACAAUCAGUAUAGCCUCGAGGUAACACCAAACCCGUGCCCGCACAGGUUCGUUUUUACGCGGUUGCAGGAGCGGAUGAUUGAACUGGAGAACAAAGGUCAGCGAAAGAUCGGCCUCGAUCGCACCGCGGAUGAUUGGGAGAUUAUGGAGUUUGUCGGGGAUCUUGGGAAGAAAAAGAACAUCGGCGGAGGCAAGCACAGCCACUCCUGGUGGAUUCCCCAGCUAUACAGCGUGCUAUACCGGCGGGAUUGGUUGAUGGAUUUCAACAAAUUGCCACACAUCGCACAGGAAGUCUAUACCGAAAGGGGAUCGGCAUCAAAGGCCAAAUUAGGACAGGAUGAAUUCUUCUAUGCGAUGAUCUUGACCAAAGAACUGCUGCGGCGAGUCGAGGUCGAUAAUGGCUGGUGCCCGGAAUUUACGAAUGCGCUAUGGGUCCAGCUUAUCCUUGCUGAUCAGUGGUUUCGCAAUGUGCAGUUGAAGGCUGCCCAGACGGCGUUUAAACCGUUAGAGCCAACUGCCCCAGAGGACGAUGAGCAGCGCAAGGAGGUUGAAAUGACGCGGCAGGCGGGCGAUCGAGCACUCAAAGGUGGCCGAUAUGACGAGGCCAUCGAGCUAUAUUCUAGAGCCAUCAACCUGCAUUCCGCCAAUGCAACUACACGAUAUCAAAAGGUAAGCGCCCUGCUCUCCAAAGGGAUAUACUCCGCCGCGAUGCAAGAGGCCUCUAUCGCGGUUCGUGUGGCGCCCAAGAACGUGUGGGCGUGGCAUUAUCUCCGGAGAGCUUGCCUCCCGGCAGAGUCCCCGCCGGCCUACGUGACGGGCUCGCAAUGUCACACACACGCAGAACCUGGCAGCGCCAAAGCGGCGGACGAGAGGAAAAGCCCUGAGGUGUGCUGGAUGGCGGUUUCCACAAUUUCCCAACAGCAGAUCGAGGGCAUCAUCCGUCUCGCGGAAAAGAUGCAAUGGCCGUAUCUCGGCGAGGUCCGCGAGCAUGCGUGGCGAAUCUGUGAGGAUGUCUCAACGGGCAGAUGCUGGAUGGCGUUUCUCCACGACUGGUUCUGUGGGCUGAGCUUGCCCGGUGCCAGGUUCGCGGUGAACAUGAUGGCCGCCUCGAUCUUUUGUAGUCCGUAUAGACCGGAGGCGCUCCAGUACUACUGUCAAUAUGAGGGUGAGACGACCGGGGUUGUCUUUCAGGAUAAAUCGUACUGGAGGGUCCGCUCGACUUUGGGGAGAGUCCUGGGAUGCCUCCCUGGGGUCACUUCUGUUGGUGGAUGGAUAGGCCCAUGCCCUGCAGCUGAAGGAGUUGAGGUGCUGCGGGCCAUUUACCUCACUGCGAAGCAGGUCGCUCCGGUGGAGGUGAGCAAGCUCCCUUCCGACCAGACGUGGCAGUCAUCGCAAACUCCGACUUCCGCAACGGAUCUCAAGGACGAUGAGAAGUCGAAAAGCUCCCAAUAA
This is a messenger RNA of Aspergillus calidoustus, 1641 nucleotides long. The record is from the annotation of a GenBank genome assembly. NCBI's taxonomy places the organism in Eukaryota, Fungi, Ascomycota, Eurotiomycetes, Eurotiales, Aspergillaceae.